AAAAAAGAAGCUUUCUAAACAAUGACGCAGGAAAAGCGGCUGUCAGUCAGCGUGUUUGAAACAGCUUGAGUGGACCUUGCCUGGAUCAUUCACUGGACAGGUUUCACCACUUCCUUCAUGGACCUUGUGCUUUAAGAAGUGUUGCAGCCGUAAAAUCGACACCCAACACAGGGACUCUUGACACUGACGACAGGAACUGCAGUGUCAUAUUGCCUCUGGUAACCGUCAACAAUGGAGUUACUUGGUUUGAUAAGUAUACCGCUCACGUGGACUCUCGUUGCCGGAUGUGUCCUGCUGAUCUACCUGUACGGAAAGAAACGGAACCGUUUCCUCAGCGACUAUGGGAUACCUGGCCCAACUCCAGACAUAUAUUUAGGAAAUCUUCGUCAGGUUGUCAAAAUGGGCGUUGACCUCGACAAUAAAUGGGGACAGGAAUUCGGCGACGUGUACAGCGUCUACUUAGGUGGGUUCCCCCUCAUCAACGUGCACGACCCUGAAAUCAUCAAGGAGAUACUUGUAAAAGACUUUAAUAGGUUUUCGGAUAGACUAAUUUUUAGACUCAACGACUACCCCAUUGCUACUGGCAUCUUCUUCGAGACGGGAGCAACAUGGAAGAGACUGAGGAAUAUCAUCAGUCCGACAUUCAGUGGAAACAAGCUCAGGAUUAUGUGUGCCAAGAUCGACGAGUGCGCUGUGACUCUAACAAAGAAUCUGGCACAUGCUGCUGAGAAUGAGGAAACCAUCACAGUGAAAGAUUAUUUUGGUGCUUUCACUAUGGAUGUGAUAGCCAGCACAGCAUUCGGCAUUGACACAGACUCCCAAAACAACUUCGACAACAUCUUCAUCACUCAGGCAAAGAAAGUCUUUGACAACAACGUGCUCCAGAACCCAGUUAUGUCUAUGAUAAUGGUGUUCCCAAGUCUAAUGGGGAUCGCCAAGGCUCUGGGUUUCACCUCGUUUCCAAAGUCAACCAUGAACUUCUUUGUGUCAUCUCUUAAAGAAAUGAUCACAAUGAGAAAAAGCGAACCCAAGGAAGAACAAAUGAGAAGAGUCGACUUCCUCCAGCUGAUGCUGGAUGCCGAGGAUAACUCCAACCUCCAAGAUGACGAGGAAGAAACGAGCCAAUCGCAACCUUCAGGUUCCCAAAAGCCCAAUAAAAAAAUGACGACGGACGAGGUGUUGGGGCAGGCCUUCUUGUUCUUCAUCGCCGGAUAUGAAACUACCGCGAGCACAUUGAACUUCGCUGCAUAUUCACUGGCAACUAACCCGGAUGUUCAAGAACGGUUGACCCAGGAGGUGGACACUGUAUUGGGAGAGGAAGCUGCGGACUAUGAUAACAUUGGCAAGUUGACGUACAUGGACCACGUGAUUACAGAGACCCUCAGGCUGUACCCGGUUGUACCCGGGUUAAGCCGGGCAGUCUCCAAGACAACUGUCAUCAAAGGAUGGACGUUCCCUAAGGGCAGCUUCAUCAGCGUCCCUCUUGUGUCCCUUCACAGAAAUGCAGAUAUGUUCCCAGAGCCAAAUAAAUUCAAACCAGAGAGAUGGGAAAACGCAGAUUUUCAUCAAAUGGGUUAUAUCCCCUUCGGUCAAGGUCCCCGUAUGUGUAUCGGAAUGAGGCUUGCCCAAGUUGAGAUGAAGAUUGGUCUGGCUCGCAUCCUACAGAAGGUUCAGUUCGCCAGACUUCCAGACACGCCGGAUGAAUUGAGGAACUUCGUCGCUUUAGGGACCCUCAGCAUGAAGACUCCCAUAAAACUGAAAGUCGUGCUCCGAUGAGGGAAUAGUCUGUUUGGACGGCUUUAACGUCGAAGAUUUUUUCCCUUUCACUUUCUUGUGGUUGUUAUCUGUAGUACCUCAGCCAGUCAUUUGCCAUUGUAUAUACACAUUCAGUUGAAGGAAUAGAGUUACUUGUCCAAAUACAAAUAUAACGACUCAGGAUUUUGUAAUCCAUUAUGUAUAUCAAAGCUAACUAUAAAACAGAACUUGGCUUCACAUAAAGUUGUAAAUGCUACGUUGUAAAAAACCCCGCAUAAUAUUUGGUCGUUUGUCUGAUCAGUGCUUCCUAAUAAAACAUUCACUGACAAAA
Messenger RNA from Haliotis rubra (blacklip abalone), 2086 nucleotides. RefSeq names its product cytochrome P450 3A29-like. The record is from RefSeq and is a predicted model, not a curated record. Gene Ontology annotation, molecular function: steroid hydroxylase activity; oxidoreductase activity, acting on paired donors, with incorporation or reduction of molecular oxygen; heme binding. The transcript is spliced from 14 exons. Lineage: Eukaryota; Metazoa; Mollusca; Gastropoda; Lepetellida; Haliotidae. Bases 232 to 1776 code for a protein of 514 amino acids.